UCGAGAACACACCCUGUGUCAUUAAACUCCACACCCAAUCCACUCUACGUAGCCAGGACUACUCUGCAUCAUCUCUACUUUGUCAAGUCAGGACAAUAAAAAUGGCCUUGGUGUCUGACUAUCUGUGUCAACUGUCUCUCAAUGUUGCGACAACCGAACCCACGUACCCCACUGUGGUGCCUGCCCCAGACUUUGACCCCAACAAGGAUGCUGCCCGGAUAGAUACUGCUAUCAAAACCAAAGGAGUGGAUGAGCAGACCAUCAUUGAUGUCCUGACCAAGCGAACCUACUCCCAAAGGAAAGAUAUAGCCUUUGAAUAUGAAAGGAGAACAAAGAAGGAAAUGAUCCCAGCUCUGAAGAGUGCAUUGUCUGGCUCUCUGGAAACAGUGAUCCUGGGACUGAUGAAGAGCCCAGCCCAGUACGACGCCUCAGAGAUCAGAGGAUCUAUCAAGGGUUUGGGAACAGAUGAAGAGACGCUUAUUGAGAUGUUGUGCUCACGUAGCAAUGCUGAGCUGGUGGAGAUCAGGAGAGUCUACAAGGAGAUGUUCAAGAAGGACCUAGAGAAAGAUGUGGCAGACGACACGUCUGGGAAUUUUGCUAAGCUGCUUUUGGCACUGGUGAAGACCAAGAGGGCAGACCCAUCCAGUGUGGUAGACUAUGAAAAGAUUGAUGCGGAUGCCAGAGCUCUCUAUGAUGCUGGAGUGAAGAUAAAAGGAACUGAUGUUGCUACCUGGAUCUCCAUUUUGUCUGAGAGAAGUGUUCCCCAUCUGCUGAAAGUGUUUGACAGGUACAAGAGUUACAGCCCUUAUGACAUGCAGGAGAGCGUCCGCAAAGAAGUUAAAGGAGACCUGGAAAAGUCCUUCCUGACACUAGUUCAGUGCAUUGAAAACAAGCAGCUGUACUUUGCCAACAGACUCAAUGAAGCCAUGAAGAGUAAGGGAGCCAAAGAGAAGGUGGUGACCAGGAUCAUGGUGUCACGCUGCGAGGUGGACCUCAUGAAGAUCCGCUCUGAGUUCAAGGCCCACUUUGGACAGUCUCUACACAAGACCAUUUCAGAGCACACCAAGGGUGACUACCAGAGGGUCCUGCUGAGCCUGUGUGGAGGAGAUGACUAAAAUAAAUCAUAGUCAUUAUCAAGUCCACUCUUUCCUCUGCAGGAAAGCUGGGGAAGAGAAUGACGUGAAUCAAACAUAACAGCAAAACUUUGGGACCAGUGCCCAUCCUACUGUUUCUCUGACAUUACACAUUCCACUACAGAUACAUAUCAGGAGAAAAUGUUAGCUUUUCAGUAUUUGAAGACUUUUAUGUGCAGCUUACUUUUUAAUGCCAACAAUUUUGCAAUAAAGUCACUUUGAUGAA
Myripristis murdjan (pinecone soldierfish) is the source of this 1359-nucleotide messenger RNA. RefSeq names its product annexin A2. The coding region runs from base 102 to 1115 and encodes 337 amino acids. Gene Ontology annotation, molecular function: cytoskeletal protein binding; phospholipase inhibitor activity; calcium ion binding. The transcript is spliced from 13 exons. The record is from RefSeq and is a predicted model, not a curated record. NCBI's taxonomy places the organism in Eukaryota, Metazoa, Chordata, Actinopteri, Holocentriformes, Holocentridae. Gene Ontology annotation, cellular component: nucleus; plasma membrane; vesicle membrane.